AUGGAUGGAUUUCACGACCAGCAAGUGCCUUAUUGCAACUCCAAAAAGCCGCAAGAAAAGACAGCGAGCUGCCUGAGGCCAGCACAUGACAGAAAGAGAAAAUUCAUUAAGUCCGACCUGGCUCUGGACACUGAAGAGCUCUUCCAGGACCUCAGUCAGCUGCAGGAGACUUGGCUGGCAGAAGCUCAAGUUCCCGACAAUGACGAGCAGUUCGUUCCAGACUUCCAGACUGAAAACUUGGCUUUCCACGGACUGCAGCUGAAGAUCAAGAGGGAGCUGCACAGCCCGUGUUCAGAGCUGAGCUCCAACUGUAGUCAGGACCGGCCCUUCAAGCUCCAGUAUGGAGAGAAGUGCCCGUACAACAUCAGUGCCUAUGAGCAGAAGCAGCCUGCAGGAAUGAAGCCCUCCAGCCCAGUGACGCCCCCCUGUAGCACCCCAGUGUCCCCCCUCCAUCAUGCCUCACCCACGGCGGCCCCAACACCCAAACCAGACAGGACCUACGCUCACAUACCGCCGUCACAGCCGCUCCCUGACAACGCCUACUCUAUGGACCACAGAUUUCGACGUCAGCUCUCUGAGCCGUGCCACUCGUUCCCCUCCCCGCCGAUGAUGGCUCGGGACGGCCGGCCCAUCUACCACAGGCAGAUGUCAGAGCCCAACAUCCCCUUCCCUCCUCAAGGCUUCAAGCAGGAGUACAACGACCCCCUGUUCGAGCAUCCGGCCAUGAUGGGGGCACCGCUGCCCCACGCAUACCCCGCCUCCAUGAUGAUCAAACAGGAGCCGAGAGACUUCACCUAUGACUCAGAAGUGCCUAGCUGCCAUUCUGUCUACUUACGGCAAGACGGCUAUCUGGCUCACACUAACAGGACUGAAGGUUGUAUGUUUGACAAAGUGGUGAGGCAUUUCUACGAUGAUACCUGCGUGGUGCCUGAAAAGGUUGAAGGUGACAUCAAGCAGGAGUCAGGCCUGUACCGCGAGGGCCCAUCGUACCAGCGCAGAGGGUCCCUGCAGCUCUGGCAGUUCCUGGUGGCUCUGCUGGACGAUCCGUCCAACUCCCACUUCAUCGCCUGGACCGGCCGCGGCAUGGAGUUCAAACUCAUCGAGCCAGAGGAGGUGGCUCGUCGGUGGGGGAUACAGAAGAAUCGACCGGCGAUGAAUUACGACAAGCUCAGCCGAUCGUUGCGCUACUACUACGAGAAGGGAAUCAUGCAAAAGGUGGCCGGUGAGAGAUACGUCUACAAGUUCGUGUGCGACCCUGAGGCCUUGUUCUCCAUGGCGUUUCCCGACAAUCAGCGGCCGGUGCUGAAGACGGACAUGGAGCGGCAGAUCAACGAGGAGGACACGGUGCCGCUGUCGCACUUUGACGAAAACAUGGCCUACGUACAGGAGGGGCCCUACUGCCAGCCGCACCCCUACAGCGAGGGCUAUGUUUAUUAA
This is a messenger RNA of Chelmon rostratus (copperband butterflyfish), 1437 nucleotides long. It is a transcript of the gene etv1, whose product is annotated as ETS variant transcription factor 1. NCBI's taxonomy places the organism in Eukaryota, Metazoa, Chordata, Actinopteri, Chaetodontiformes, Chaetodontidae. Gene Ontology annotation, cellular component: nucleus. The transcript has 12 exons. The coding region runs from base 1 to 1437 and encodes 478 amino acids. Gene Ontology annotation, molecular function: DNA-binding transcription factor activity, RNA polymerase II-specific; sequence-specific DNA binding. Gene Ontology annotation, biological process: regulation of transcription by RNA polymerase II; cell differentiation. The record is from RefSeq and is a predicted model, not a curated record.